AUGCCUACGGCAUGGCUUGGUUUAUGGUAUCAACGUGGAAUGAACUCAUUAUUAGAGAUAACAGAUGAUCAGAUUCAGAGUAAAGGAUUCUGUUUAGAUGUAUUAUCUGCACAACAGUAUUAUCUAUUUAAUGAUCGUAUAAAUCUUUGUACUCGAUGUUUAUUAUUUAUUCCACGACAUAUUAAUUUACUUCAAUAUCGCGAAAGUGAAUGUAUUGAUGUAGAUGAACAAUUGAAUAUUACCGCAUGCCCAAAUAUGAUUGCGCUUGAUGCUGCAUUAUAUACCCUUCAUCGAAAUGAUUCGAAAUCCCAAUCAUGUCCUAUUCAACCACCAUUUCAAUUAACAAACCUAAUAAAACAUGGUUCAGUUUGUCAUCAAUCAAUUUCAUCAUCGUAUAUGAAUGAAUGUGUAGAUCAUGAUCAAUUUCAUUUACAUUUUACUCCAUGUUUAUCAUAUCAACCAGUUCUAGAUUUUCAAUUUACUUGUGUAGGAACAUGGAUCGAAGAUUUUGAUACGUAUUUCGUUACUCGUAUUCUUUCACAUAAUCAUCAAAAUAAUCAAUAUGCAUGUUUUCGAUUUUCAACGAAAGAAAAAUCUUCGUCAUCCUUAUCACUUUAUAUGGCUACGGAUGAUUCAUGUCAUGAUAUAUAUUCCAAACAUAUGUCAACUGUUAUACAUCUUUCAACAAAAAAUCAUCCGAUGAAUCAUGAUUGUAUAUUUCCUAAAGAAUUUCAAUCCUAUGAAUGGUAUUCAAUCAAUCGAACAAUACGAAUGAUUAUUAAAAAUUAUGAUAUUGAAUUUAUUGGAAUAAAUAAACGUUUUCAUUGUCAAGAAGUUAUUCAUUCAGAAAAAUCAAUAAGUAUUUAUCGAAUACGAACAUUAACAAAUUGUCAUAUGAAAGAAGAAUGUCUUCGAAUAAUUCAACGAACGGAUAAUGUUAUUGAACUUUAUACUAAAUCAUUAUCAAAUGGAAACAAUUGUAGCUAUUUUAAUAAUGAAAAUUAUAGUUUAUAUGAAACAUUUUUUACCAAAUCAUUUGCAAUUUCUAAUUCAUGUCCGACUCAUAUUGGUUAUUUGAUAUAUCAAUCAAAUACAGAUUAUUAUUUAAAGAGAAAAUCAUUUCUUAUGUCUGUUGGUUGUGAUAAUAAAGAAAAAUUAAUAAUUUCACAGAAACAAAAAGAUCUUGAACAUCGAUCAGUAAUGCAGAGCGAUAUAUGUCUGGCAUCAUGGCAAUCGAAAGAUCAUUCAACAACAUAUCUUAUUGCUCAAUCAAAAUUUUCUAAUGCAUCUUAUUGUCUUAGUUUUACAAUAACUAAUCAAGUUUUAAUUUGUAAUAAUAGUAAUGGUUGUUCGUUUAAUAAUCAUGCAGAUGAUAAAACAAUUUCUAUUUAUUCAGCUCGUCUAAUAAAUCCCUGUUCACAAUCACAACAAUUAUCAUUAAAUUAUCUUCUCCUGUUUACAACAAUCUUUUUUUCAAUGAAUAAUAUUCGAUAA
This is a messenger RNA of Adineta steineri, 1494 nucleotides long. The record is from the annotation of a GenBank genome assembly. Lineage: Eukaryota; Metazoa; Rotifera; Eurotatoria; Adinetida; Adinetidae.